Phragmites australis (common reed) is the source of this 2669-nucleotide messenger RNA. RefSeq lists its product as uncharacterized. The record is from RefSeq and is a predicted model, not a curated record. NCBI's taxonomy places the organism in Eukaryota, Viridiplantae, Streptophyta, Magnoliopsida, Poales, Poaceae. The transcript has 18 exons. Bases 121 to 2037 code for a protein of 638 amino acids.
AGAACCUUUCGGAAACCUUGCACACCAGUCGAACUCUUCCGGCUCCUCUAGCGCUCGCUCCCCACCUCCCCGACGCAGCGCAGUCACUGUCCUCGCUCGCUCGCCCCGCCGCACGCAUCCAUGGAUUCCCCCCCGACACACGCCGCCGCCACGCCGAUGACGGCCGCUGUCCCGCCGCUCGACGACUGCCUCCGCCUCCUCCGCGGUGAGCGCGACGAGCAGAAGCUGGCGGGCCUACUCGUUGCCGCGAACGUCUGCCGCGCCGGCGACGCCGGCGCCGUCGCCGAGGUCUACCGCGCUGUCGGGCCCCGCUUCCUCCGCCGCCUUCUCAACACCGGGUUGGGGAAAGUCGAGGGCGGGAAGGAGGAGGAGCGUGAGGCGUACCUGCGCCUCGCGGUGACGGUUCUCGCUGGGCUCGCGCGCGUCCAGGAGGUUGCGGCCGACGAGGGGGUCGUCUCUACUUUGCCCCUCGUCGCCGAGGUCGUCUCCAAAUCGACUGAUCCAGCAAUUAUUGAAGAAUGCUUUGAACUUCUGUCACUUAUUGCAAUAGCCUCCGAAGAUGGGGCAUACAAAUUUUGUGAGCCUGGAGUAAUGGACAUGAUCUUCCUUCAAAUCGCAAGCUUACCAGAUGGUUCAAAGUGCAUAGAGCUUGCCAUUAAUCUAAUGAAGUUACUGGUUCAUAAACUCAGUGUUGACAACAUGAGUGUGGAGAAACUGCAAGGCAUGAUAGGCAUGGUGAUUUGUCUUGCCAGGCUUUUUGCUGUUCUUCAUACUGCAGUUAAAUUUGAUGCCCUGCACAUGCUUACCACCCUCCUGUCCCAAAAAGAUUCUCCACUUCAUGAUUCUUUGAGAUCAAUGCCGGAAUCAAUUUGGGAUUCUCACAUCCGAGUUGGGAUCACAUCUGUUCUCCAAAAUCGUGUUGUAUCCUCUGAAAAGCUGCACGCUCUUCUUUUGGCGGAGUGCAUGAUGUCCAUACUAGGCGAGAAUUGGUUGUCAGAAGAUUACAAAAUCGAUGAUAACCAGAAUGUGAUGCCUGUUGACAAGUUUGUAUUGCUUGUCUUAGAAUCUGCAAGAGUUGAAGUGGCUGUCUUUCUAAAUGAACUCGCUUAUUUGAAGUAUGAGUCUUUGAAAACUUCUCACACUGAUGACGCCGUCAGUCAGAAACAGAGAAACCUGGCUAUACUAUUUUCACUAAUAGAAAGAAUAAUCAAAAUGAUAUCAAAUGCCAGUAGUGGUGAAGGUGCACCAAGUCAGACUAUCCGUGAGAGUACCAUCAUGCAGGCGAUUACGGGAUUAAAUGAGACAAUCAGUUUAGUUUUAGACUUUCUGCAGGAUGCAAAGGAUCAUGGGCAACGGAAAGGUGAUGAUCUUUUGGCAGCUGCAAGAAUAGUAGGAAGUUAUCUGGCAGAGGCGCCAUAUGCCUGCAAGGAGAAGACUAGACAUCUAUUGGAAUUUAUCUUUUCUAUAGAAGGUCAAGAUGAACCAAGCCCCUUCCAUUCUAUUUGCUUCAUGCUUCCAAUGUUAUCCCAAAUAACAAUGGAGGCUGAUGGAUGUAGAACUUUGGCGUCAAUUGGUGGCUAUAAGGCAGUUAUAGAUUGCCUUGUUAAAAUGACUGAGCAGGAUGGAAUGACGAUUGACAACGGUAGCAUGUUUAUGGCAUGUGAUACCAUCAUAAACUUUAUGUCUAAUAGGAAAAGUGUUCAUAUUCCAGUUGAGUCUUGCUUCAUUCGCCUCCUACAAGCACUUGUUACAUGGGCUGGAACCACAGAUGUCUCAUCAGUUACCAUGACAGCGUCCUGCUUAUGCACUAUGGUGUUGGACUUGACAUCAGAAGAGUUUCUGUUGAGCUGCUCUGAUUUUGACUCGAAGACCCUUGGGAGUUUGUCUGAGCUCAUUGUCAGAAGUUUGCAACAGGAUAUCCCUGACAAUGAUAGGGAACAGUUCAACCAAAAGCAGAUCAUUGUAUCAGGUUAUAGGCGAUGGGCUGAUCUAUUUCCACAUGUUAAAAAUGUUGUGGAGCAGCACGUAUCUGUGUGACUAUCCAUUGUUCCGCUACCCCUAGAGCUGUUCUUCCUGAAUGAAAACCUGCAAAUGGGAAUUUAAAAGUGCAAGUAUGGCCAUGCUUCAAUUUUAAUCUUUGGUGGGCCAUUAAGAUUUACGAACCAUUCCCGUAUUUACAUGUGACAUGUUGCUGAUUUGUUUUCGAUUAGGGGGUUUUAGGUUGUGAUAAUUCUUCAAUGGGGGAUUUUGGGUUCGGGCAAUUCGCCAACGGCAGCUCACUGACAGGAGUGCACCAAUAUGGAUCAGAAGGAUGACGUUGUAUGCAUCCUGGAAAUCCUCAGUAGCGAACCAAGUUGUGUGUUAUUUGUUAGAGCAUGACACCAGAAUGCAGAGGAAGGAACAAGGCGGUGAUUGAGGUUACCCCCAAGCAAUCUAUAUAAAAGCCAUUUCUCUUUGUUCCACUAUCUUGUACAGAACUCAUGUAAUGAUGAAGCUUAACAAGUAGUGCAGUACACUGAAGGAAAGUUUUCUUAGAUCAAGGGAGGGCUUUCAUUUACUGCUCUGCCAUCGUGACCGUUUGUUUCGCAUGUGCGGCUCUUUGUAUUAGUUGCAACUGCAGUCCCGACCAAUCCAGGAUGGUCUGAAAAAUAUGGCUGCCUUCCUUUGUA